Theileria annulata is the source of this 8136-nucleotide messenger RNA. RefSeq names its product SfiI-subtelomeric fragment related protein family member, putative. The coding region runs from base 1 to 8136 and encodes 2711 amino acids. The record is from RefSeq and is a predicted model, not a curated record. The transcript has 2 exons. NCBI's taxonomy places the organism in Eukaryota, Apicomplexa, Aconoidasida, Piroplasmida, Theileriidae.
AUGGAUGUAGCCGGUAAGGAUCCUGAUCAAGGACUAGGUGAAAUCAUAGGUACUAUCUCAAUCAACCGGGACUGGUACCAGUGCAGGUCAGGUAAUUCAUCUGCAACUCCUGGAACAAAAACUGAGGCUAAAGCUGAACUUACCAAGGUCUCUGUUGAUAUCAGUAAGACUAAGGGCACCAAUGAGUUUGGCUAUUCCAAGGAAGAUAAAAUCUACACUUUCACCGCUAAGGAUGGCUUCAAGUUCAACAAGGUUACUAAAGGAACAGAUGCUGUUUGGGAGUCUAAGGAUAAUGCGUGUGGAACUAAGGUUAUAUUUAUUGAUGAGCGUGAUAAAUAUGUGUCAAUUCUACUGACAAAUAAUAUGUUCUUAUUACUCCAUCUGGAAGGAAAUGAGUGGAAAGAUAUCACCAAAGAUAGGUAUGAUGUCUCUAAGGUUAAGUUCCUUGGAGAGAAUGAUACUGAGCUCAAGUCUUCAGACUACACCAUUACCAUUGUCGAUUACUCCUAUAGAUUCACAUUCAAAGAUGGAGUCAAGUGUAAGAAGAUCAAGUAUGCAGAUGUUGAUGUUUGGAAACAUAGUGACGAUCCUAAGUUUGAGUCGAUAACUGCGUUUGAUCUUGGUCUUGUUUCUAACAAUUUCUUUGUGAAGAACCAAUCUGAAUUUAAAAAACUAGAUUUUAAACCAACUCAACCAAAGGCUACUACUGUAACAAAAUCUGAGGUUGAGCCUGAGGUUAAACCAGCAAUAGUAAGUCAGGUAUCAGCUUCAUUAACAUCUGCUGUAACAACACUUACCAAGGUUACUCUUGACAUUGAGAAGACUGAGUCUACUAAUGAGUUUGACUACACUGAUGAGAGUGGAGUCGUCACAUAUAAACCGAAGGAUAACCAUGUGUUCGAUAAGGUAUCUCAAGGUACCAAGGUUGUUUGGCAAUCGACUGAUAUCUUUGGCACAUUAGUAAGGAUUAAGGUUACCAAGAAUAUUAAAUACCUAGCCAUGCUCCUCACGAAUCAUACGUUCAUAUUAUUCCAUCUUGAGAAUAAUGAGUGGAAGGACAUAACCAAAGACAGAUAUGAAGUUUCUAAACUGAAAUUCUUUGGAGAUAAUGAUACUGAAAUUACCAAGAAUGAUUUCUCAGUAAACAUUGUGUUCCUAUCAUAUGAAUUCACAUUCAAUACUGAUGUUAAAUGUAAGAAAAUAAAGCUAGGAGAUGAUGAUGUUUGGAAAGAUACCGAUGACACCAAGUAUUCGGAUAUAAAAUCAUUUUCAAUAGGUCUUACAUCGAACGCAUUCUUUGUUAAGAAUCAGUCUGAUCAAUCAAAGAAGGUAGAUUUUAAACCGACACAAGCAAAGGAAGAUCAAGAAUCCAAAGGUGAAUCUGAACAGGUUGAAGCUAUGGUUACUCCAACCAUAGUAAGUCAGGUAUCUACUCCACUAGCAUCUGUCUCCAAACCUGCUGUCACUCCUAUCGGUGUUGAUAUACAGAAAACCCAGCCCACAAGUGAUUUCGAGUACACAGUUGAAAGUGGAGUCGUUACAUACAAACCGAAGGACAACCACGUGUUUAAUAAGGUAGUUGAUGGAACCACUUCUAUUUGGCAAUCUAUAAAUGAUGUCUUUGGUACUUUGGUGAGGACUAUGACUAGCAAUGGUGUUAAAUAUGUAGCCAUACUACACGAUAAUAAUAUGUUCAAACUGUUCAAACAGGAGGGAAGUGAGUGGACGGACAUAACCUCUAAGAGUCAUGAUAUUACCAAGCUGAAGUUUUUUGGAGAUAAUGAUACUGAACUCAAGUCUACUGAUUACACUGUUACCAUUGUCGAUCUAUCAUAUACCUACAUAUUUAAUGAUGGAGUCAUGUGUAAGAAGGUGAAGCUAGGUGAAGAUGAUGUUUGGAAACAUUCUGAUGAUCCUAAGUUUUCAGAAAUCAAGUCAUUUCGACUUGGUCUUGUAUCCAACACUUUCUAUGUCCUUAAUAAUAAAAAUGAAUUCAAAAAAGUAGAUUUUAAACCAACACAAACAAAGGGAGCUCCUUUAACCAAAGGUCAAUCUGAGGUAAUCACUCCCACUAGUGUUCCUCAUACUUCAUUGGCCAUCCUGACUGAGGAUGCACCAGCAAAAGCUUCUGUGACAGUUAUUGCUCCUACUGGUAAACCUCGACCAAAGAAAACUCCUGAGGUGGCUGCUGGACCUAGGACAGCUAUUACACUCAACAUCGGUGAUAAGGCAAGUAAUAGCGCUGUUGACUUUAAAGAGGAUUAUCUGAAAAAUGUCAUGGUAUUUAGUGCUAUGGAGAAAUACGUGUUCAAUAAAAUCGUUAAGACUAGUGGCUCCAAUUGCUGUGGUUCCAACUGCUGUGGAUCUGAGACAGUAAUUUGGGAGGCCAAGAACAAAAGUGAGCAUUUUGAUACAGUCUAUGUUGAUGGUCUCGGCACAUUUUCUAGUACUAGUAAUUUGAGUAUUCAUCUUUGUGAUGGGACCUUUAAGCACUUUAAUAAGUCGACCUUUGGAGGCUGGAGUGAGUCUCCAGGUGUCGUAGAUCUUGAUGUAAGGAUUUCCAGUAGCAAUAUCCAAGUUGAUUUCUUUAAGAAGGAUAACUAUAGGAUAUAUGUAGCUAAACCUGGCUACACAAUCAGAAAGGUUGUCAAGUCCAAGAAAUGUAGCUCAGAUUGUUGCUGUUCACCCAAGGUUAUUUGGGAGGCACAUAAGGAAUACGCACUUAAGGUAGUGUUGAUGGGCUCUAAGAAAGAACCCAAACACCUUGCAGUUCUGUUGAAGAAUGGUGAACUUAAUCUCCUAUUCAAGGGUGGUAAGGGUAAGCCUUGGGAGGAUGUAACCUCUACAAAGAAUAAAAUUACUGAUCUCAAGAUGUAUGCUAUGGCUGGUGAUAAGAGCAUGGAGCUCCACAAAGGCCACUAUUCCAUAACCUUGUUUAACGAAUUUUAUGGUUAUUUGUUCUAUGAAGGAGUUGGCUGUGUAAAGGUUAUCCAUAAGGAUAAGACUAUUUGGAACCUUAGGGAGGAACGUGACUUUGGUUGCUUGAAAGGAGCCUUUCUCGAUUUAAAAUCUAAUAAGUUUAAUGUCAUGAAUGAUGAUGAUAGGUGCUGGGUAUGUGAACAGGUGAGGAAGGUUAAUCCUGUCCCCCUCGAUGUCAGCAGUAAGGCCAGUACUGACGACUUUGAUUUUACUGUCGAUCAUAACAGAAAUAUUAACAUCUACACCUCCAAGGGUAACGCAAUGUUCUACCAGGUGGUUAAGAAGAGUAGUACCAAUUGCUGUGGCUCAACUUGCUGUGGUUCAGAGAUUGUGAUAUGGGAAACAGAAGAUCCCAAAGGCUAUGCCACCAAGGUUUUUGCCGAUGGUUUAGGUGCCUGUAGCAGUACCAAAAACGUGAGCAUAUACCUGUUGAAUGGCGAUAUAUUGCAUUUUAGUGAGGGUGAUAAUGUGUGGAAGAAGUCUGAUCACAAAAUUGUCCUUGAACUAGGUAAGACUUCGAGUACCAUUGGGUAUGACUUUGUCCAUCAAGGUGAGAGUAGGACUUUCACUGCAAAGCCUGGAUACCUAUUCAAAACCGUAAAGCUCGGCAGUUCCUGGAAAUGGCUAGUCUGUGGUUCAAGUUGUUGUAAUUCAGCAUGUCUUGCAGAUGAUAUUUUUUGGGAGGCAGAAACUGAUGAAGAGUGCUCAACCAAGGUCACAGUCUAUGGUGUCGAAACAAAUGUUAAGAACAUUAACAUAUUCCUCAAAAAUAAUCAGGUUAAGCACUUCCACAAAGCGAACAGGAAGUGGGUGUCAAAAACCAGCAUCGUUCUUGAUAUUGAGAAGAAUAAGGAUAAUGACCUAUUUGAGUAUAGAUCCACCAGAAACUUCGGUCAUUUCAAUCCUAAAGCCAAUUUGACAAUCAGUAAGAUUGUGAAGAAAGUAUUUUUUGAACGGGUUAUCUGGACUGCCAAACCAGACGAUCAUGGACUCAAGGCAGUACUGAUGGGUUCUGGUAAGGAUGAGAAAUUUAUGUCGAUUUUGCUGCAAAGUGGUAACUAUGUACUUCUUUGGAAGUGUGGUAAAGGUCAGCCAUGGGAAGACAUUACUAAGGAAAAGAGUGAUUUCUCCGGUAUCAAGAUGUACUCGUUGGAAGAAGGUACAUCCAAGUAUCAUGAACUCACUAAGACUGAUUAUGAACCAAUAAUAUUCGAGUCAAGAUAUGGCUAUGAGUUUAAAGAUUCUGUCAAAUGUGUGAAGAUCACAUACAAUGAUAAUCUACUGUGGUCACAUACUGAGGAUGCUGAGUUUGGAUACCUCAAGGGUCUAUAUCUCGAUCUUCCUAAAGACCAGUUCAGUGUCACAAAUCUUAAAGAUCAGACAAAGCAACUUACCAAACCUAAAAGAACAACCGUAACCCUUGAUAUAUCUAAGAAGGAGACUACUGAACAAUAUGAGUACUUUAAGGAUGGUGAUUGUGAAAAAUACAGUGCUAAGUCUGGUAAUGUGUUCGAAAAGAUUGUUGAUGAUACUAAGACCAUCUGGCAAUCGAAGGAUAAUGUCUGUGGUUCUUUGGUCAGAACUAAGACUAAAGAAGACGGGAUAUAUUUGGCCAUACUACUGACUAAUAAUAUGUUCAAACUGUUCAAAGAGUCUGAUGGUACUUGGAACAAUAUCACUAGCCAGAGGUCAGAUAUUACUAAACUCAAGUUCCUUGGAGAGGAUAAUGAGAUCUCCUCAUCAGACUAUGAGGUUACAAUAGUUGAUUACUCUUAUCAAUUCAUGUUUAAAGGUGUAGUCAGCUGUAAGAAGGUGAUGUUAGGAGAUGUUCAGGUUUGGAACCAUAGUGACGAUAAAAAGUUUGGAGAAAUCAGGAAAUUUCAACUUGGUCUUGUAUCCAACAGUUUCUUCGUAGUUAAUAAUAAAUCUGAAUCGAAAAAACUUACCAAAUCUAAGGUAGCCCUGGACAUCGAGAAUACUGAGAGUACCAAUGAGUUCCAGUACUCUAAGGAUGUAAGUGGAUAUGUCACAUACACUGCUAAGGAUGGACAUGUGUUCAAUAAGAUAACCCAGGGUACCAAGGAUAUUUGGAUAUGUAAAGAUGAUGUGUUUGGAACUUCGGUCGGGGUUAGGACUAAGGAUGGCCAGAAUUAUGCGGUCGUCUUACUUGUAAACGGUAAUUUCAAGUUGUUCCAGGAGUCUGGUGGUAACUGGACUGAUAUAACCUCAAGUAGGUUCGAUGUGAAGAUGCUCCAGUUCUAUGACAAGAAUGAUUAUGAGCUAACUUCAUCUAACUACACAGUUCAAUUACUAGGACAUUGCAAAUGCUCCACCAUCAGUUAUCUGUUCGAUAGAGGACCCAAGUGUAAGUCCGUCAUGUACGGAAAUGAUAUUGUUUGGGACGAAACCAAGUGCUUUUCUUAUAAAACCAUCAACAGAUUUGACUUUGAUCCUAUUUCAAACACUUUCUAUGCUGUUAAGAACUGUUGUGAUUGGAAGAAAAUCGAUUAUAAACCUGCUGAACGAACCAAGGUCUCUCUUGACAUAGAUAAGACUGAGACUACCAGUGAGUUCGAUUAUUCCAAGGAUGGUGACUUUCAAAAAUACAGUGUUAAGUCUGGCCAUGUAUUCAGUAAAGUAUCUCAGGGUACCAAGGAUAUUUGGGUGUCUAAAAAUAAUGUCUUUAGUACAUUGGUGAGGACUAUGACUAGCAAUGGUGUUAAAUAUGUAGCCAUACUACACGAUAAUAAUAUGUUCAAACUGUUCAAACAGGAGGGAAGUGAGUGGAAGGACAUAACCUCUAAGAGUCAUGAUAUUACCAAACUAAGGUUCCUUGGUGAUAACGAUGUUGAACUCUCCAAGAGUUAUUACACUGUUACAAUCGUCGAUCUAUCAUAUACCUACAUAUUUAAAACCGGAGUUAUGUGUAAGAAGGUGAAGUUAGGUGAAGAUGAUGUUUGGAAUCAUUCUGAUGAUCCUAACUUUGAGACUAUAAAGUCAUUUCGACUUGGUCUUGUAUCCAACACUUUCUAUGCCAUUAAUAAUAAUAAUGAAUCUAAAAAACUAGAAUUUAAACCAACUCCUGUAACGGCAACUGUAUCAACUCCAUUAACAUCUGCCUCCAAACCUUCUGUAACUUCAGUUACUGCUGAUAUAUCCAAGACUCAAAGUACCGGCGAGUUUGAAUAUACUGAUGAAAAUGGAGUUGUCACAUUUAAACCUAAGGAUAACCAUGUAUUCGAUAAGGUUGUUGAUGGUACCAAGGUAGUUUGGCAAUCCAAGGAAAAUGUCUAUGGUAUUUUGGUUAGGAUUAAGGUAACCAAGAGUGUUAAAUAUCUGGCCGUACUCCUGGAUAAUCAUAUGUUCUCAUUGUUCCAUGAGGAAUCCGGUGACUGGAAGGACAUAACCAAAGAUAGAUAUGAUGUUUCUAAACUUAAAUUCUUUGGAGAAAAUGAUGUUGAACUUAGGGCAUCAGAUUAUACAGUAACCAUUGUGUUCCUAUCAUAUGAAUUCACAUUCAAUACUGGAGUCAAAUGUAAGAAAAUUAAGUUAGCACAUGAUGAUGUUUGGAAAGAUACCGAUGACACCAAGUAUUCUGAUAUAAAAUCAUUUUCAUUGGGACUUUCAUCGAACACAUUCUUCGUUAAGAACCAGUCUGAUAAAUCCAAGAAGGUAGAGUUUAAAGCAACUGAAGUUACCAAAGUAACUGUUGAUAUCAUUGCUAGUCAGUCUACAGAUCAGUUUGACUAUACAGACGAUAAUGGUGUUGUAACAUACAAAGUGAAGUCUGACCAUGUGUUUAGCAAGAUUACUCAGGGUACCACAGAUAUUUGGGAAGCUAAGGAUGAUGUCAAUGGUAUCUUGGUUAGGACCAAGACUUCCAAGGGUGUUAAAUACCUUGUUGUCCUUCUUACAAAUAAUAUGUUCACACUUUUCAAUGAGGAGGCUGGCAAGUGGCAAGAUGUAACAUCUAAGAGACAUGAUGUUAAGAAGCUCAAGUUCCUAGGUGAGAGUGAUCGUGAGCUAUCCAAGAAUGAUUACACAGUUACCAUUGUUGAUCUAUCAUUUGCUUACAUAUUCAAAGAUGGAGUUAAAUGUAAGACGAUCAUGUUAGGAGAUGACGAACUUUGGAAUCAUAGUGACGAUACGAAAUUUGCAGAGAUAAAGUCAUUUUCACUCGGACUUGCAUCAAACGCUUUCUUCGUUAAGAAUAAGUCUGAUCAACUCAAGAAGAUAGAAAGGCCUCUUGAGGGUGAGUCUAUGGUUACUCCAACAAUAGCAAGUCAGGUAUCUGCUCCUCUAGCAUCGUCCGUAUCACCUCCUAAGGGAACACCUGUUGGUGUUGACAUAUCGAAGACUCAGACUACUAAUGAGUUCGAAUAUACUGACGAGAGUGGAGUUAUUACAUACAAACCCAAAUCAGGUAAUGUGUUCAAUAAGGUUGUUGAGGGUACCAAGGUUGUUUGGGAAUCUACAAAUGAUGUAUUUGGUACUUUGGUAAGGAUUAAGGUUACCAAGGGUGUUAAAUAUCUUGCCAUUCUACUAGAUAAUAAUAUGUUCACACUAUUCCAUGAGGAAUCCGGUGAGUGGAAGGAUAUAACCAAAGAUAGGUUUGAUGUUUCUAAAGUCAAAUUCUUUGGUGAAGGUGAUUCUGAGCUCUCCAAGACCGAUUAUACAGUAAACAUUUCAUUCCUAUCUUAUGAAUUUACAUUCAAUGAUGGAGUGAAAUGUAAGAAGGUGAAGUUAGGAGAUGAUGAUGUUUGGAAACACACCGAUGACACUAACUUUGCAGAUAUAAAGUCAUUUUCAUUAGGACUUACCUCAAACAAUUUCUUUGUUAAGAAUCAGUCUGAUCAAUCCAAGAAAGUAGAUUUUAAAGCAACUCAAGCUAAGUCUACUCCUGAGGCUAAACCAACUAAACCUGCAGCGGCUCAAACAUCACAAGCCAAACCUGCAGAACAAGCUAAGCCAGCCCCUACUAAACCUGAAGCUAAACCUGCAGAACAAGCUAAGGCUACUCCAGCGGCUACAGCGGCCCAGACUCAAGCCAAACCACAGGCUACUCCAGCGGCUAAACCUGCUGGGACUACAGCUGGCCAAGCUAAGGCUACUCCACCAGCUAAACCUGCAGGACAGCCUAAACCAUCUGCCAAGUAG